GAUAUCAAAGUACAAAACUACACCCACAAUCCUAUCUAUCUACUGAAUACAAAAAUUGGAAUUGAAGCUCGUUAUGGAACUCCCAUCAACACUGGACUCAAUUAAUUCGUUGGCUCGUGAGUCAGCGGACGAUCCAGAUGUUGAUACUAUUGAAUUUCUUUGUACGGUGGCGCUUUCUAAUCAUACGCUUAAUCGUGACCUUUUACUCAAUUGGCAAGUUGAACUCUCCGAUAUUUCACAAGAUCAUAUCACGUUAAGCUCAGUUGCCAAUGAGUUAGUUCUUGUACAGCAUAAAACAUUCUUAGGAGAUGAAAAUGGGCCUACACGUGAGUGUUUCCGGGACCUCUUUAAUAGAUUGAACAACCUUGACGAUGAGGUUUACCAUGACCUUAAGUCAAUAAUUUUAGAAGUACUUAUUCACGUUGCUCAGAAGUCUGUAUGGAAUCGUGUUGAACUCCAUAAAUUGCAAUUACAUGAAGUGGCGAUUGAAUUUUUACUUGAAGAAAAAUUACAACAACAAACACCACAAUUAUCGCGUCUAGUAGUUUGUUUACUAGAACUUGGCUGCUCAAUCUUACUUUUGCGUAGAAUAAUUGUGCCAUUAUACAACAAAGAGACCUCACCAAGACUUAAACUUGCGCUUUCCGAAUUAUUGAACCAAAUAUUUACCCGUUACCCUUCCCAGGCAAGCUUUCUUUUGAUACAAAUAGGAAGGCUGUUUUCAGGUCAACCAGGGGGUCCACUGUUGCCAGUAUCUCUGCCAGUAGCACUCCCAGUCUUUCGUGAAUUUCAAGGGAAAACUUUCACUGCACAGUUUUGGUUCCGGAUUGAAAAACCUUAUGGAGAAGAAGACGAAGAAGACGAAGAAGAAGAAGAGAACAAAGUGCCACUCUUUCUGCUAGCAGCUAGCUCGGGUCACGAAUCAAGUUUAUUUGUAGAGAUCUCAAAUCACCAAAUUACGAUUGUACUAAGGGGAGACAAGUCAGGUGCACGUAUGCAAUUCUCAUUUAAUCAGUUGUUACGUCACAGACGAAAGAGGACUCAAUCGGGUCAAACAAGUUUCCAACAUCCAACUAGACAGGGAAAUUCCAAUGUAGAAGGUUCAAGCCUGGAAUUCGCUCACAUCUCAUUAACAUAUGACACAUAUAAAAACCUCAACCUUUUUGUUGAUGGGGAAUACAGUGAAUCCAUGCCAUGCCCGGAGAUUUACCGAGUUAUGCAUACAUGGAAUAAAGUAUACAUUGGAGGAGAUAACCAGACAGUUUCAGACAUUGAUCUGACUACUCGUACAGAGCUUAUCAUACGCCAACUCACAGUGCUAAAUCAACGAUUAUCACCAGCAUGGAUUAGUCUUAUCUAUAACUUAGGUAUGGAAUACCUUUGGGACUACAAAGAUUUUACCGAAGACAAUAUAUUCAACUUAUUAAACCAAUUACUGUUCAAAGCAAUUACAAAUUUGGCUUUAAAAGUCCGCGAGCUUCGUGGGAAUCACCAACCCAAUUCCACCCCAACUUCAACUAUACUCCGUAAACCACAUCACCAGAACAAUACCAGUGUGAUGAUUGACCGAUCUCGCAUUGCACAAUACCUUUUAACUGAUAGAAUUCAACAGGAAGAUGUGGUAUUUGACACAUGUGGGAAUGCACUCGUGCAACAUAUUAUAGUCGAUAUUUCGAACACCAUUCACGGUGCAUUUUUUAGCAUAGGAGGGACUGGACUUCUUCUCCGCUUAAUCGAGUUGCAUUCAACUAAGCACUACUCAAGUACAUAUGGUGAUCUGGUUCUAUACAAGAUUCUAACCUUACUAUUUACUCUCUUGAAUAGUAACUGGAGAUUAGCACGAGAGUUUGAGGAUAUUAAUGGAUACGGAGUACUACUUGUACUUCUCACACAGUACAAAGAGCGGGUAAAUCCUGAUCUUGAGCUUUCAUUGGGUACAGAUCCAAAUGCCCCAAAAGUGUCCGUUUUACAACUUCUUCUCCGCAAUGCUGGAUACUCAAUUGACUCUCCCCAUGACUCAUUGGUGAUUAAUCCGACUUUGUACAAGACUCUCGUACUUAAUUUUGAACUAUACUCACAAUCUCCACUGGAAUUUGCAACACUUUUGGGCCAUUUCCGUGGAUUAUUGACCUUGAGCAAAUAUCAACAAGUUAAUGCAUUAGAGCUUGUACGAUUGAAAGUAGUAAAUCGCUUCAUUCAAUUUUUGAAAACCGAAACGUACGUUGCUCCAGAUGAGAAGCUCCUAGAGGCGUUUCAAACAAUUAUGGAAGGAGAAACUUCAGUUGAAACAAUACGUUCUGUCUCUCUCUUCAUUAUAUUUCUGCUUUAUUCCAAACAAGAGAGAAAUGUUGAGCUUGGAGUUAUGGGCACAAAAGUGCUCACUUCUAUACUUUGUGAUAAUGGAUCGUCUGUGAAAGUGCUCAAAAAGUUUUCUCGAUCUAUAACUAUACAUUGGAUUCUUCUUCUUUUGAGUUACAGAGAGACUGGUGGAAAUAUUCACCUGGCCGAGAUUACAAAAUGUGGUAUCAGACUACUUGUUAAACUACUUCGAGUUCUUGGACCACAUAUUAUUCGUCGGUUUUUUCAAGUAAACCACGGGUCAGAUAUACUCACACACUUCCUCAAGGACUUGUGGCAUGAUGAUAAAAUUAUAUCCUUAAUUUACUUAGCUGCAUUUGGAGAAACCCGCUGUGACAAACCCAUUACCAAGAUCUUGUCAAGUUCGCUGCUUCAAUUGUUAAUGCCAGAGUUUCUCAUGGUGCUUUGUAAUCUAGCCUUGAUAUCGACAUAUCUGUUGAAUUUAGAACGAAGCCGGAGUCAAGUUUCCAGUCCAAUCCGUGGCACCCCAAUUUCUGCCAACAAUUCUGCAUCUUCAACUACUAAAACAUUGAAUGUGGUUAAUUUUCUCAACUUAUACAUUGAGAUAAUACAGUCUGGUAUUGAAGAUCCUAGACUUGUAGAGCAUUAUCGGAAGAAAGAAUGGCUUGAUCGCACAUUUGAGUUGGCGGGCCACCUCAAAAUCUUGAACCAAAAACAGCCCGUAAGCUCUAUUCUUCCUUCCAAUGUAUAUGGUUCCAUCUAUGACAAACUUAUCAAUACACUUGCAAGCAUCUUCAUUAGCGAGAUACUUAACACUCAAAGAUUCUUUAAGAUAUUUUCCAGCUUGAGUGAUUUCACCAAAAAACUUGCUCUUCAUACAAUUUUCCCCAAGAUAUUUCAGCAUGUUAACCAAUUCACCAAUGUCCUGCAAUUUAUAUUUAACGAGAAAGAGUUUAUGGAUGCAACUGUGGAGCUUCUUAACUUUUAUAUAGUUGAGUUUAUACAUCAGGGAUACCUGGUUGACUUCGAUGACCUCGAUGUGUUCAUCACUUGUGCGUUGUCAGUUUUGGAAAUAGGCGCAGACAGACAAAGCUCCGGCUCAAAGAGGCUCAAGAGUAGAUUAGGAGAUGUUAUAAUAGGAUGGGUAGCAGCCGCAAACAUUCCUGAAACCCAGAUGACUCCACCAUCAUCUCCAAUAGUGUCCACCCUACCAUCAACCCCACCUUCAAAAGGGUUAAUGAAUCCAGGGUCACCUAAUGAAUUGAUACCACUGAGCCAUGUACCAGUUUUACAACCAGUUUCAGCUCUUCUUUAUAGACUGGUGCUAAUCCUUCAACCAGAAGUGCUUUCAGACCAAAAUUUGAGUGACCUUAUUUCAGUUCUUCUCGGGAACUUCCUCAAGAUGGAUGUGACUCAACAAAAAUCUGCAUCUGAUCUUUUAUUUAACUUCUUGAGGACGUCUUACCUCGUGCGGCAAGAUAGUUUUGCUACCGUUGUUAAGUUCUUGUCAGCAUCGGAUAAUCAUGAAUCAAGUUCUCUCUUUCUUCACUUUUUCCUGGAUACAAUCAUUACUCGAAAUGAUGAAGAAACAUCAAGGUUCCUUCAACGACAUCCUACUAUACCUAAAAUUCUUACAAGAAACUUUCAAAUGAUUAUGGGAAAGGUAAACGAAAAGUCACAUGUCAGUAUCAUGAAUAUGAUAAGCGCUAUGGCCGACGGAGGAGGCACUACAUCGAACGUAUUUAUCCUGACCUUCGAACGUGAUUGUGAACUGCUCAAGGUGCAUAUUAUUAAUGGUGAGAUUGUAAAAUUUAACAGGGGAGCACAGGAUCAACAUGAAGCUACUCUGCAUUGUGUGUCAACGUAUAACGCUCUUAAAUUUGAAAUAUCGAGACUUACCAAAACCGAAGAUUAUCUUGACAAUGCUCAAUUUGUCUUGGACUACAUUGAAGGUUCUGACCGUAUACGAAAGCGAAUGGUGAUAGAAGAUCAAUUAGCCGAGUCAGAAAAGCUUUCAUACAAUAUUGCAGUACCAGUGCGAUUACAAGAUAGCAAUACGAAUGAUUUAUUUUCUGUGGAUGAAAUAGAAUAUGAAGCAAGUGAAAGAAUUUCUUCUAUGAGUAUUAAGGAUUUCCCUCUAGAUGACGUUGAUAUUGAUGGUACAGAGAGCUUUGAAUUGGUAGAUUCUGAGGGCAACCCUGAGUCAGAACUGGCUACAUCCUCAUCUGUAGAAGACAAAAAUAGAAAGGUGGUCCGUAGUUUGUACAUGGGAGACCGCAUAGUGAAUCUUUGGAAUAUUAGUCAAAUCAAUGGUCUAGCCCCCAUUGAAAGUUUGUUGAUCUUAGGUCAGUCUCACUUGUAUAUAAUUGAGAACUAUUUCCACCGUCAGGACAAUGGUGGUGGUGUGGUUGACAUAAACGAUGCACCACUCGAACUUCGAGACCCAUACUUACAAUUGGUCAAUUCACAAACAGGUAGUAUCAGUGGACUGCCAACUUCGCAUCACCGGAAGGCCUGGAGCUUGGAAAAUUUGGGAAGUAUCUCGAAGAGACAAUUUUUGCUUCGAGAUGUAGCAUUAGAGAUGUUUUUUAGUGACGGUGCUAGUAUUCUAAUUACUUGCUUAUCUUCGAAGGAAAGAGAUGCAAUAUAUUCAACAUUAGGAGCAUAUGCCAAGGGUCAAGGGUUGGAUUCCGACCUUGCUCUGGCACUUCAAAGUGCACGGAGUGUCGUGGAUGGUGUAAUUAGCACUGGGAACUCUAAUGGCUUUGCAGCUAAAGUGGCAUCUGCAUUUAGUUCAGCCAAUGUGGCUGUAGCUACGGGAACUUCCUCAUUCUUUGCCUCUGCAUUAGAGAUUGCCACCACGAAGUGGAAAAUGGGACAGAUGUCCAACUUCUAUUACUUGAUGAUAAUUAAUACGCUUGCAGGACGAACGUUUAAUGACUUAACUCAAUAUCCCGUUUUCCCUUGGGUUAUAGCGGACUAUACAAGUGACACAUUGGACCUUUCUGACCCAAAAUCGUUCCGUGAUUUAUCAAAACCGAUGGGCGCCCAAACUCCCGACAGGGCAGCUCAAUUUAGAGAGAGGUAUGAGGCUUUAGAUAGCUUCGAUCAACCAGAUAAUCCAGCGUUCCAUUACGGUACACAUUAUUCUUCAGCUAUGAUUGUUACGUCAUUCCUAAUCAGACUCAAGCCAUAUGUCCAAUCAUACUUACUUCUACAAGGUGGGAAGUUUGACCAUGCAGAUCGUUUGUUUAACUCCAUUGAACGUGCUUGGAAGUCUGCAUCACAAGACAACACGACAGAUGUACGAGAACUUACUCCAGAGUUCUUCUAUCUCCCCGAAUUUUUGGUCAAUAACAAUAACUUUGAAUUUGGGAAACUGCAACAUACAGGUGAGGUUAUGAAUGAUGUUUCUCUUCCUCCGUGGGCACAUGGUGAUCCCAAGGUUUUUGUGGAAAUGAAUCGCCAGGCAUUGGAGAGCCCAUACGUGUCACAAAAUCUUCACUCAUGGAUAGACCUUGUGUUUGGUUACAAACAACUGGGACCAGAAGCUGUCAAUGCAUUGAAUGUAUUUCACCAUUUGUCAUAUAAUGGUGCUAUCAACUUGGACAAUAUUAAAGAUGAAAUGGAAAAAAGAGCAGUUAUCGGAACCAUAAACAAUUUUGGUCAAACUCCAGUGAGAAUGUUUUCUCGUCCCCAUGUUGUCCGUGAGAUUUUGAAUUUACCUAAUCUUUAUUUAACUAUACCCGAUUCUCCAGAAACUCCAGUAUUUUCACUCGUAUUUGAGUCUAAGAUGAGAGUACCGAUUAAAAAGAUCGAGAUUCUGCUGAAGACAAGGAAAAUCAUUGGUCGCCCAGGUUUCGUGGUUUCUGAAGAUGACCUUUUGAUUAGGAAGGCUUCAUGGGGCAAUGGAUCGUUGAUCAUCAACACAACAGUGUUCUUAAAUAUUCACCUGGCAGCUGUAGUAAGUAUGCUACAAGUAGGGAAUAGAACAUUUUUGACUGGACUGGAAGAUGGUGUCAUCAAUGUGUGGCGGUGUUACCUGCGUCACAAAGCUGGUCAUUCAACAUCCCGAGCUGUAGGGACGUCUGCUACUGUUAGUUUAGAAAACUACGGGAUUUUACGUGGUCAUUUCAGUUCAGUGAGUGACCUCCGCUUUAGCUCUUCUUUCAAAGUGGCUCUUAGCCGUGAUAUCGAUGGCGUAGUGAUGCUAUGGGACUUGGCUAGAUUUAAGUUUAUUAGAAGAAUCACUCAGGGCAAUGUGCAACACAUUGCCAUUUCUAAUGAUACUGGCACGAUAGCUGUGAUAUGCGACGACAAUCAUUUAGAACUUUAUACCAUUAAUGGAGAACUCAUUUACCGAGUUCACACGGGUCUUGGUGAUAUAACCAGUCUCUGUUUUGGUAGUGUUAGUGGAGCAGCCGUUACGGACUAUAAAAGGACCGCACUCAAUAGCCAUGUUUACUGGUCAUGCGAAAUCAUUGGCAUUGGAUAUGGACAUGGUAAAAAGGAUGAUGUCGAGAAUGAUGUAGCAAGAAUUGACAUCUACGAGUUCAGCUGUGGUCUUGGUUGGACUUUGAAACUUUUGAGAAGUUUAGAUUUGUCCAAUUCAGGUGUACAUGAUCCUACAACUAUUGAGAUACGGAAACAAGUAGAUACUGAUUCCGAUGAAAAGUUAUCACGUGGUAGUCUCUAUUUACUCGUUGGUGAUUCCACUGGAAGGAUAUAUCUGUGGAAGUAGAUUUAAGAAUAUAUGGUUAGUAUGUUUGUAAAAUCGUCGAAAUGGUA
Messenger RNA from [Candida] anglica, 7107 nucleotides. NCBI's taxonomy places the organism in Eukaryota, Fungi, Ascomycota, Pichiomycetes, Serinales, Debaryomycetaceae. The record is from the annotation of a GenBank genome assembly.